ACAUAAAAACGUCAAAAUCAGCAGCGCAACAGCUGUUUAAUCUAACGUCUGACAGCUAUUACAUUAUUUACCCUCUUUAUACAAUUUUUUACAGUUAAUAUAAUCGACUCGAAAGCGCCGUUAUCGAAUACAAUCAUGUUGUCACCGUAACAACCCCUAGAAUGCCUUCCGGUGAACCACAACCCGAUUUAUAUUCAUCAUGGGUUGGUUUGGUAUAUGUGUUCAAUUUAAUCGUUGGAACGGGCGCCUUAACACUGCCAGCGUCUUUUUCAAAAGCUGGUUGGUUGUUGAGCGUAAUACUUCUUAUUAUCUUAGCGUUGGUUAGUUUUGUAACGGUUACCUUUAUAAUAGAAAGCAUUGCUUGUGCCAAUGCCACUAUACAGUGGAGAAAAAUUCAACAUCACAAAAUUGAUGGGGAGAGUGAAGCUAUAGUCGAUUCUGGAUCGGAAUCGGAAGAUACAAACGAACAAACUGCAAUAGUUCAAACUUCAAGACUACGCAGCCGUUAUUAUUCUCUGAACGAAAAGGUGGAAUUGGGAGAAAUAGCUGCGUUAUAUUUUAAUAAAUGGGGUCGAAUCAGUUUUUACCUUUCCCUUUGCGUUUACCUUUACGGCGAUCUCGCGAUAUACGCGGCUGCCGUCGCAAAAUCCCUUUCUGAUAUAGCGUGUACUUCCAAUGCGACGUCCGAAGAUUUCGGAACUCCGUGUUGGGAGGACGCGCCAAUCGAAAAGGCGGAUAUUUAUCGGAUUUUCGUCGUCUUUUUUGCUAUACUAGUCGGUCCUUUUACCUAUUUUAACGUACAAAAAACGAAGUAUUUACAAUUGUGCACCACUACGAUGAGAUGGUGUGCUUUUAUGAUAAUGGUUACCUUGGCGUGUGUUCGAUUGGCGAAGAAUGGGGCGAUGGGACAUCCGUUAAUGUUCGAUUUCGACGGUGUGCCUGCACUGAUAGGCGCUAGCGUUUAUAGUUUUAUGUGUCACCAUUCGUUACCGGGUUUAGUGGCUCCGUUUUCGGAGAAACAAUAUGUAGUAAGACAAAUUGGUCUUGAUUACGUUUUAAUUUGUAUGUUUUACCUGCUUUUAGCUUUAACGGGUACGUUUGCUUUUAAGGAAUUAAAUGAUUUAUAUACGUUAAACUUUUUACCAAAUAACGGCGAUUAUAGCGGAAUUUUUAUGAAAAUUAUAUUAUAUUUUUUAAGUUUAUUCCCAGUUUUUACGCUCUCUACCAGUUUUCCUAUAAUCGCUAUAACCCUACAAAAUAAUUUAAAAGCUUUAUUUUUAGACGUAAAUAACAUGGAUAGGUACAACUUUGUUUUAAGAAAAUUAACUUUUCCAACCAUCGCCGUUCUACCUCCGAUUGCCAUUGCGUUUAGUACGCACAAUUUGCAUUCUUUGGUUAAAUUUACCGGGGCGUACGCUGGCGCUUGUAUUCAGUACAUAAUACCUGCCGCGUUGGUUUAUUUGGCACGCGAAAGUUGUAAACAGGAGUUUGGGAGCGGUUCGAACAAUAAAUAUCGUAGCGCGUUUAGUGGAAAAUUUUGGAUUUAUCUCGUAGUUUGUUGGGCUGUAGGUUGCGUCAUUAUGGUUACCGUCAAUUUUGCUUUGUAAUUGUGAUAAUAAUAACACGAGUACGAUCUCUCUUUCUCUAACUCUCGGCUAAGUUUUAACAAAGAAAAACGUUUUAGUAAAUGUAGAAGUAUUAUAACUCGUAAAUUUGUAUUCCUAAGACCCUAAAACCGUACUGAUAUAUUUUUAUACCAAUUAAUAAAUUAGUAUAUUUUUUAUGUGGACUAAUAAUAAAAACUUUAUAUACA
This is a messenger RNA of Onthophagus taurus, 1813 nucleotides long. Its product is annotated as transmembrane protein 104 homolog. NCBI's taxonomy places the organism in Eukaryota, Metazoa, Arthropoda, Insecta, Coleoptera, Scarabaeidae. The record is from RefSeq and is a predicted model, not a curated record.